Messenger RNA from Lytechinus pictus (painted urchin), 5910 nucleotides. Its product is annotated as arginase-1-like. Bases 300 to 1436 code for a protein of 378 amino acids. NCBI's taxonomy places the organism in Eukaryota, Metazoa, Echinodermata, Echinoidea, Temnopleuroida, Toxopneustidae. The record is from RefSeq and is a predicted model, not a curated record. The transcript is spliced from 9 exons. Gene Ontology annotation, cellular component: nucleus; cytoplasm; cytosol. Gene Ontology annotation, molecular function: arginase activity; manganese ion binding.
AAUGACGAUCAAUCUCUCUUGACCAAAAGGCCAGCCCUCCUAGAUCUCGGGCCGCCGCGCGCCGCGUCGCUCUAGCUAGCUAGCUAGCUCUGUGCGAAAUUUCAGGUACCGUAAUCGCGCCAUUGUUUUGCAAUUCCAUCGACGUACCGUACGUUGCGUUGUGAGAGUUGAGCUCGAAUUUUACGAAAUUGUCAGAGAAGAUCUAUCAUCUAACAUCAAUUGUGAGUUGUUCAUCACAUCAUCUUGUUGAGAUAACAGUAACUUGAAUAUAUACUUGGAUGUUUUGAAGGAAAUGCGAAAUGGCUUUGAAUAUAACGCGAUGUUGCUCCAGAGCAAUACCCAGUUGGUUGAGGACAUCUCCUGGAUAUCAUAGAUCAGUCCGUCAAACAAGUAUGGCAUCACGACUACAGAGUAUUGGGGUUUUAGGAGUACCCAUCAAUAAAGGCCAGGACAAAGAUGGUGUGGUAUAUGGGCCAACAGUUUUAAGAGAUGCUGGACUGAUAUCAUCCAUUGAAGAGCUUGGUCAUAGAGUAAUUGAUCAUGGAGAUCUUGUCUUCCCCGCUCAGGAUGAGGAGACGGCUACUGUCAAUCAUGUCAAAAAUGCACCAUUCCUUGGUAAAGCACUUAAAAAGAUAUCAAAAGGAGUAGAAGACAUUACGAAACAGGACCAGCUUUGUGUAACUCUCGGUGGAGACCACGGCAUCACCAUCGGUUCCCUCCACGGACACACCCGAUCAAGACCGGACCUGUGCGUCCUGUGGGUCGACGCACAUGCCGACAUCAACGUACCUCAGACCUCUCCGUCCGGCCACCUCCACGGCAUGGUGCUUUCAUUUGUUUGUCAUGAACUGCGUCAUUACUUGCCUAAACUUCCAAACUUUGAUUGGUUAGAUUCUUGUAUCUCAUGUAAAGAUAUCGCCUAUAUUGGACUCCGGGAUGUGGAUGUAGGAGAGAGACAUAUUUUAGAGAAGCAUGGAAUCCAGAUAUUUUCUAUUCAUGAUGUUCAGAAGUAUGGCGUGGCUGAGGUCUUUGCAAGAGCUAUGGAUAUGAUAAAUCCAAGAGGAACACGUCCAGUUCACUUGAGCUUUGACAUUGAUUCUCUGGAUCCGGGUGUAUCAGCUAGUACCGGCACACCAGUUCUUGGAGGACUCACUUACAGAGAAGGCAUAUAUAUUGCAGAGGAAAUAGCCCAGACAGAUAUGCUGAGCUCAAUGGACUUGGUUGAAGUGAAUCCACAGUUAGGAUCCCCAUCCCAACAGGAAUCAACUAUCAACGCUGGUGUGGAUGUCAUCUUAGCCGCUCUGGGCAAACGUAAAGAGGGCAAUGUACCUGUUGGCUAUGAGAUCUCCAUACCUUGGGAUGAUAAUGAGCGAUUUGUUUCACAGAAAUCGGAUGAAGCAGAGAGACAGAGAAGAGAGAGGAACGUACAAAGAUGAAAGAAAAGGGAAAGUAAGAAAGUAUUUGGACUUGUUGAAACGAAGGCUGUCAACUUUGUUUUUAUCACAAAGUGCAAAUGUUUAGCCACCAUUAUUAUGACUAAGGUAGGCAUUAACAAGGUAGCAUUUCAGCUUUGAUUUGUAAUAUUGCUAAUGGAGGUUUAUUAAUAUUCUUUAGUUUCAUUUUCCAACAUUGGAAAUGUAUAUGAUAGCAUUUACAUUAAUAUUCUUUUAGUGUACUUCUAGAAAUACUGUAGUAGACUGAAAUAUAACUCCAGACUUAAGAGUAUUCAGAUAUUUAAGUAUUAUUCAUUCUUUUCAAUAUUCACUUUCGUUGAUUUGGCAAGAUAUUUUCAAUCAUUUGUUUCGCAAUAUAUGAGUACUAGAUCACUUUUCUAUUUUCUUCCUGUCUGAAAGGAUGAAUGCCUUUUAACUAAAUAUUAUAAUGUGGUGCUGGUAAAUAAUUAUAAACAUCAUCAUUACACACUGCAAAAAAUGUUAAUGAGUCCAAAUUUACCUUCCCAUGUAUUUGAAAAUAGCUUUUGUAUUUAACCAGCCUGCAUUUAAUUCUCAUUUUCAGCAUGAAUUAUUAUGUGCAAUGUAUUGGUUUUUGUUCAUUUGAUGGGCUGAUAAUACUAAGUUCAUGAGCUUAAAGAUCAAAGUGUAGGUGAAAGGUUAGUCUUGAAUUUACUUGAUUAUAUCAUUAGACUGGUUACAUUUAUUUUAAAGGGACCACAAACCAGCAGGGCUAAUAGCCCCAACUCAAGUUCCUAACUACUUCUCACAUGUUGCUUGGUUAAUUACCCAUAAUGCAACAGUCUAAGCAGUUCUUAUAGUCUUGUAACAUAGGCACACUUGAAUGAUAACACACUAAUUCACUACUCACUACACUAAUUGUGCAUCUUACCAAGUAGCAAAACAGGUAGUUUUCCUCUAAAAGUCUAAAAAACACUUAAGUUUGUCUGAGAAAAAAAAUUAUCAGUGAAGUUUCUCUCUGUAGUUAUCUCAAAAGGCAUAUUUUAAGACCAGUUAUUGAUAACUCACAGUCAAUGGAAGGCACUGUAGGUCAGUUUGCUCCCCCUUUAAAGUCAUUAUGCAGUAUUUAAUUGUAAGAAUAUAAACUUGGGGCUAGCUAGCACUCGCUUGUUUGUAGAAUCUCAUUGUAGAAUGUAAUUUGGUUAUAUUUAGUAUAAAGGCCACACUGUAUUAAUGAGAAUGGAUAAAUAUUAUCUUGAUAUUUUCUUACAAUUUAUAUAACAUUUAUUCAUGUUCAUGUUAUUUGAAAUAUAAAACCUUAUUAAAAGCAAAUAAUAUAGUACUAAAAUGUAGAUUGACAUUCUUUUAAAAAUAUUGCUCACAUUAUAUUUUAUUGUACUGCUUCAUUGAACAUGUAUGGUAUUACUUAUCAUGAUAUAUAAUUAUGUAUGUGAUUAAUAUUCUUAUAUAUUUUGUAAUUGGAAGUAUCUAAAAUGUCAUGAAUUUUUAUGUUUUUCUUGGGGGCGCCGUGGUCUAGUGUUUACGACUCACGUCUUUCAACCAGAGGUGGUGGGUUCAAAUCCAAGCCAUGGCGUUUUUCCUUCAGCAAGAAAUUUAUCCACAUUGUGCUGCACUCAACCCAGGUGAGGUGAAUGGGUACCCGGCAGGAUUAUUCCUUGAAUGCACCAAGCGCCUUUAGCAGCUGGAGCUAAAACCAGGGUAAUAUAUUGUGUGCCAUUGAAUAGGCAACUAGAUAAUCGGCGCCUCAUAACUGCUAUAUUAUUUUUAAUAAUUUGUCAUUCUAUAAAAGAAUAUGUUUUUAAAUAUUUAUUUUUAAACGAUAUUGGGAGUAGUAUGUUACAGCAGCUUAUUCAAAAGUGUAAAACAUUGAUUUUAAAGAUUCACUGCACCAAAGCAUAAUGUAAUAUAAGUACUACAUGUAAGUGCUGGAAUAUGGUAAAUCAUAAUCAUUGGAGCACAAGAAUUGUAGUUUUUAGUAAUUACUUUUAUAUGUUGUUAGUUUUAUGUUGAUCAUGAAUAUCAGUAAAUCACUCAAUUAUAUAUUUAAAAAAAGUGUAUUAUUUCUGCCUGGAAAAGGAUCAACUCGGUUGAUUGGUCAUUUUAGUGUCAUGUGAUAAAACAACUCCUCAUGCAAACAACACAAUGUCAUGGAAAGAAAUAGCUGUCUUGAUAGAAGAAUCGCUAAUAUGAGGGUUAGAUGAUAAUUAGAUCUGUUCUGGUCAAUAGAAAAUAAUUGAGCACAUUGCCUUGGAGAGUUAUAGCUGUUCCAAAAAUUGAAUAAUUAUACCAUUUACUGAUUCCAUCUACAUGUAUUAACCAUUUCCUGCUGUAUUACAUCGUACAAAAUCUUGCACAAAAAGUAUAUUUUUAAUUUUGACACUUAGAUAAUUGGUUUAUGUAUCUGCACAAGAUCAAUUAAUGGGGCAGUAAAAUUAUUAUGUGUUCUAAUUUAUUUAAUUCAUGCAUUGCUUAUAGUGAAGUCAAUAUAUAGUCUACAGUUUUACUCUUUAUUUAUUAAAAGAUCUUGAAAGGGUCUGGAUAGAUUAUUAUGCCCUCCCUUUUAGUUCCAUAGUAGGGAGUUUUCACAACCACUAUGCAGACGCCUUCUGGAAUCUAUUGUCAAAAGCCCUUCAUGACAAAGCAGUCUUUGUCAAUAAUUGGUGAAUCAAAACAGCGGUGUCUCCUGGACUCUGGACAAAGGACAUAUUUGCAAUUUUUCGUCCGGUCAGAAUCUUAUAGGACAAUCUGCUGUCCCAGUCCACCAACUUUCGACAAAAACCUCUCAGCUGUCCAUUGUAAUUUGACGCGUAUUUUCAAUAGAUUAACCACGUUGCAGAAUCCAUGCCUGUUGUAUUUGCCAAAACUCUCUUUUUUCCACCCAGACCAUACAGACUGAAUUUUACCAUAUUGUCUAGUUAUGUUUUAUGAAUUCUGUAUUGUCUUCAUUAUAUAAUACAGUUUUUGUAGUAUUUCUUUGAAGGGUGGAGACCUAAUGGAUGGAUGCACUUGCAUGGAUAAUUCAUGGGGAAUACAAAUCAUGAAAUGAUGUGGUUUCUCUGCCUACAAGUUUGGACCUUCAUGAAUAAGAAUGCUGUAUAGUAUGUUCUGUCAUACUUUAUUAUCAUUUUGGUCUAUAAUGGGACCAGUUUUUGGUUUAACCUUGACUGAGAGAAAGGUGCAAGUAAUAUGUUCAGUUUACCUUUUGAAUAAAUUAUUUAGUUAUUGGCUGAAUAAGACAUUCAUUGAAAUAUAGUAGUAUUGGUGAUAUAUUCAAGUUUAUGUAUGUUUCUUCUCUUAACAACCAUUUAAGUAUUGUAUUAUAGAGCAAACCUUAUAUCUAAGAUCAAGAAAAAAGAAUUAUACAAGAUUUGAAUACAUUUACCGGUAUUUACAAUGGUUACUCAAUUAAUUAUGUGUACUAGAAAGUAAUAAUUCCCAGGUAUGUGUUCAUGCUUUGAAGAAAGAAAAAAGAUUCAACAUAUCCCCUGAACAUUGUGCCAAUGUUAUUUUAUAUUUUCUCUCUUCUGUUAAGGGUUAUUUCAGGGCUAGUACAUAGCCUCUAUUUUAAAGAAAUGUAUCUAUGUUUUAUAUAUCAUUGGAUUCAGUUUGCAAUUUGAUUUGAUUCUAUCUGUAUAUGAAUGUUGUAUUCCAUCCAUAAUUCGAUUCCAAUCAUGUCUAUUAUUGUUUGAAGCAUUUGUCCAUGUAGUUGUCGUGGAGUAGGUAUUCUUUUUGCUUCCAUUUACCUCUACUUAGCACAAUUUCACAUAGUUUAAAUUAUGAAAUGUACCUAUAAGUAUUUUUUCAAAUAAAGAUAUAGCUUGUUCAUGCCUUGCUAAUAUGGAAGAUGAUUCUAACGAUUUAUCGUAUUGUAAUAUAGUGAUAAGAAUGGUCUAAAUUCACAAAGUUUUAAAAACUAUAGAUUUGAAACCAUGGUUAAGUAUAUAUUUCAAAUACAGGCAUGAAGUGCAUUUUCACACUUUCACUGAGAAACCUCAAAAUGUUUAUACAUGCCUUUUUUUUCAAAGAUGCUAAAUUUAUGCUUGCUGUUAUGAUUUGAGACCAAGGCUUACAUGUAUUUGAAUUUGAUAUACUAAAUCUGUGGGCUCAUUAAAUAAUCAUUAAUUGUGGGUUCAUCUGAAUAAACUCAACUGAUUUAAUAUGUAUCAACUUUGCACUCUAUAUUACUCUUGUUGCUUGAACCUUUUUCAUUCUAUGUGCAAAAUGAAGUGUAUUUGAUGCUUGAAAUAUGCAUAAACCGUAUUUUCAAAAAUACUUAUGUGAAUUCAGGCCAAUAAUUAUGUUCAAGUGAAUGUAUAUUAUCUGCCAGCAGCAGUGAAUGAGAUAUAGCUCGUUAUAAUUUAAUUAUGGCCUUGACAGGUGAUUCAAAUACUGAUUUUGCAAACUUAGCUCUAGUUUGAAGAUCAAUGGAUUCUUGAUAUUCCAUUUUAAUUUGACAAAUUUUAGUGAGCUUUUACUG